AUGACCACAUCACACUUAAAAAAUAGUGAAAGUAUAUUUGAGUUGAGUGAAACAGAAAUUGAAAUAAACAAUUUAAUAAAUUCUAUAAAAUUAAAUGUUGAUGAAUUAUAUAAUAAAUCAAAUAAUAUUAAUCAAUUAAAUUUAGAAGAAGAAAAAAAAUUAUUAAAAGAAAUUAAAUUAAAAUCAGAUCAAGUUAUUCAAAUAAUUAAAAAAACCAAAAUUUUAAUAAUAAAACAUAUUAAAAAUGAAGAUAGUAAUAAUAAUAAUGAUGAUGGUGCAAAUAUUAAGAUUAUAUUACCAAUAAAGGAAGGAUUUAAUAUUCAAAUAAAAGAAUUGGUUCAAUCAUUUUAUAAAGUAAUUUAUUUUUAUACAAAAAGAUUAUCAAUGAAAAUGUUUCAAAUGUAUAGAAUUAUUAAAUUUGAUUUAACAGAUCAAGAAAUUGAAAAAGCAAUUUAUGUUGAUAGUUCACCUGAUCAAAUAUUCUUUAAAUCUUCAUUUGGAUUUAGUGAUUUCUCAGAGAGUGCAAAACAAGCACUAGUUUUCAUUCAAUAUAGACAUUAUGAUUUAAAAUCUUUGGAAUUAAUUUUAAAAGAGAUUCAAUCAACUUCAAUAGAUUUUAAUAUUAAUUGGAAUUUAUUAAUUGAUACUAAUAAAAUCAUUUUAAUUUCUCCAACUUUACAAUCAAAACAACAACAACAACAACAACAACAACAACAACAACAAAAUAUAAAAGAAAUUGAAAAUAUUAAAAAAACAUUAAAGAAUUCAACAAAUAGAAAAUUCCUAUUGUUUAAUAUUUGGUGUUGUGGAAAUAAUUAA
Molecule: messenger RNA, 819 nt
Organism: Dictyostelium discoideum AX4
Lineage: Eukaryota; Evosea; Eumycetozoa; Dictyosteliales; Dictyosteliaceae
Exons: 2
Coding region: 1-819 (272 amino acids)
Biological process (GO): vesicle-mediated transport
Cellular component (GO): membrane
Source: RefSeq, a predicted model, not a curated record